UACAGUUUACUCUUCGGAAUCACGCCUAAUUUUCUCCUCCUCCUCGUCUUCUUCAAUCCAAGAAUCUUUCAAGAAUCCAGACCUCAGAAUCCCAUUUCUCUAUAGAAUCACAAAUCUAUGAGCUUUCCACAAUUCCCCGACGCCAUGAACGUCUCGGAGCUUCAGGUGUGGGACAAUGCCGCCUUCGACAGUGACGAAGUACGGAUGAAAGCAUCGUGGUCGUCGAGUCUUGAUCCUGUGUUCGAGAACCCUUCCGAAUCAUUCGAUUCAGAUCGCAGCAAGGAAAAUCUGAGCCCUGUAAUGGUGAAUUCCUCUGUUUCUGUGAAAUCGUCAAUGAUCGCCGUUAAGCCCCUUCACUCGAAUGGCGUUCUAGGAAACUCACAGAGAAAAAAACCCUCGAAGGUUUUGACCAAGAAGAAGGCGUACGAGCAAGACGAUGAGAGAAAGAUCGAUUCUGAGAUUGAAGAAAUCGAGAACGAGAUUAAACGCUUGUCGUCUAGAUUGGAAACACUUCGACUUGAAAAGGCUGAGCGAAUCGCGAAAACGACUGUUGAGAAGCGAGGGAGAGUCGUGCCUGCGAAAUUCAUGGAAGCGAAACAGUGUGUGAAGAAGAUCGAAGAGGCUCCAUUGUCCUCGAGUGUGAAAUCGAAGUGUAAUCGGAGGGGUGUGAGUUUAGGGCCGUCGGAAAUCUUUGCCGAAGCGAAAUUCCGCCCUCCGGGGAAGAUGGAUAUGACCCCAGGUCCGGCGACACAAAGUGUGAAGAUUAUUGAGGAGCCUUCAUUGUCGUCGAGUGUAAAAUCGAAGUUUGAUCGGAGGGGCAUGAGUUUGGGGCCAUCGGAGAUAUUCGCCACAGUAAGAUUCCGACCGCCAGCGAAACUGGAAAUGACCCCUGCUACAGCGAUACAAAGUCGCCGGAAAUCGUGCUUCUUGCAACCUCAAGAUAUCGAGGAAUCAAAAUCAGCGAUAAUGGAAAGAAGGAAAAGCAUGACUGUUAGUCCCAAAUCGCGAAAAAAUGUGGGUAAAAUUGAAUCUCAAAAACAAGCGGCGACCACCAUAGUGGGAUCGAAAAAGCUUGUGAAGAAAGAAUCUUCUCUGAUUCAGCCGAGAAAACUCUUCAAAGAUGGUGAUAAGGAAAAAUCUGUGUCCAUCAAGAAGCCAUUGAAGCCAGGACGAGUAGUAGCAAGCAGGUACAACACUGUUUCGAGUUAUCAAUCGUGUGGGGCGGCCAUUGAAGCUGCUAGGAAGAGGUCGUUGCAGGAGAACGAGAAGGAAGAAGGCGGGAAGAAGGCACGAGGGAGUGAGGGAAUUACAGAGGGAGGGAGGACAAAGAAGAGGUGGGAGAUUCCACCUGAGAUCGUGCUUUACAAGAGGAAGGAGGAAGAAGAAGAAGAAAAGGAGGAGGAAAAGAAGGAGGAGACGACAUUGUUGAUGACAGAUUUGGAUUUGCUUCCAAAGAUCAAAACAACUCGAUUUGUUGAUGAGAGCCCAAGAGGUUCAGGACCUGCAAAAAGAGUGGCUGAAUUGAAGGGGAAGAAGAAAUCUUACUUUUGCCCAGAUAACGAGGAUGAAGAAGGAGAAGAAAAAGAAGAUGGGGUUGCUGGAUCUGCUGCUGCUUGUGGGGCUCUGAGUUUUGCAGAACAUGAAAGUGAUAAUGAUGAAGCUGAAGAUGAAACAUAAUAGAGAUGGUUUCUUGCUAGAGAACCUAAAACUAUAUUCCUAUAUGGUGGUGGUGAUUGAUUUGUUCUCUGUUGUGCAGAAAUAAUGCAACAAACAUUUUCUCUGAUGUUUGUUUUCUUCAAGUGGUCAGUCAAAAAUGCUACAUGGAAAUGUAUGUGUGAGGAGGCAUAUGGCUAUAUUACAUAUUAUAGCGGGGAAUCUGAUUGUUAUCAAUUUGCUAAAAAAAAAAUGAUUGAGUUUAAAUAAAAAUUGGUGUAAAAUAUUCCUGAUAACUGCAGUAGCAGAGCUUUACCUUUCCUUUUGGCAUUUAACUUUUACAAUCUCCUUUUG
Prosopis cineraria is the source of this 2007-nucleotide messenger RNA. RefSeq lists its product as uncharacterized. Lineage: Eukaryota; Viridiplantae; Streptophyta; Magnoliopsida; Fabales; Fabaceae. The coding region runs from base 118 to 1677 and encodes 519 amino acids. The record is from RefSeq and is a predicted model, not a curated record. The transcript is spliced from 2 exons.